Molecule: messenger RNA, 900 nt
Organism: Elaeis guineensis (African oil palm)
Lineage: Eukaryota; Viridiplantae; Streptophyta; Magnoliopsida; Arecales; Arecaceae
Source: RefSeq, a predicted model, not a curated record
AUGGCCAAUAUACUAUCGCUCCGCUCGCUGUUAGACAGCGACAAAUUUAUCGGAUCAAACUUUGAUAGUUGGUAUCGAAAGUUAAAGAUCAUCCUAGAGCAUGACAGGAUCCUAUAUGUGCUUACGGAUCCAGCAUCCGAAGAACCUACUGUGAAUCCACCCCAUGUGAUGAGAGAUACUUAUUUGAAGUGGUUCAAUGACUGCACGACUGUACGUUGUAUUAUUAGGGCAGCUAUGAACAAUGAACUUUACUUUAGCGUUAGGGUUUUGUAUAUAUCUGUUGCUAAGCUGAAGGAGCGGCACAUCGCCGCGAGCGCAGUGAACGGUCUGCACGAGAGGCUGAGACAGAGGCGGCAGGCGCUUCUCGACACCGAUGUUGUUGGGUAUGCUAAGAGCCAUGGGAAAACAGCGAUGAGCCUUGGUUCCACGGAUCUGGUUUGCUGUAGGACCAUGCAGGGUCAUGCAGGGAAAGUCUAUUCACUGGAUUGGGCUCCGGAAAGGAAUCGGAUAGUUAGUGCUUCCCAAGAUGGGAGAUUAAUUGUGUGGAAUGCGUUAACAAGCCAGAAAACACAUGCUAUAAAGCUUCACUGUGCAUGGGUCAUGACAUGUGCCCUUGGCCCCAACAGUCAGUCUGUUGCAUGUGGUGGUCUUGAUAGUGCAUGCUCUAUUUUCAAUCUCAAUUUUCAAAUUGAUAGAGAUGGAAAUAUACCAAUAUCAAGAAUACUUACUGGGCACAAGGGCUAUGUAUCGUCUUGUCAGUAUGUCCCAGAUCAGGAAACUCGACUAAUUACUAGCUCAGGGGAUCAGACAUGUGUUUUAUGGGAUGUUAGUACUGAUCAGAGGAUCUCUGUCUUUGGAGGUGAAUUUCCAUCAGGACACACAGCUGAUGUGUUGAGGUAA